Molecule: messenger RNA, 4541 nt
Organism: Archocentrus centrarchus (flier cichlid)
Lineage: Eukaryota; Metazoa; Chordata; Actinopteri; Cichliformes; Cichlidae
Product: plakophilin-4
Exons: 23
Coding region: 173-3751 (1192 amino acids)
Biological process (GO): cell-cell adhesion
Cellular component (GO): cytoplasm; nucleus; adherens junction
Molecular function (GO): protein binding
Source: RefSeq, a predicted model, not a curated record
GUGGAAGCGAGGAGCAGCCGAGGGGUCGUCUUCUUCACUCGAGUAUGGACGUGAGUUUCAUUCUUCCACAUGCAUGGAACUAAAGGACAGGACUUUACAGAUGAAGUUACACGUUCCGAUGUAGAUCCAAGCCGCAGCCCAGCAAGCGCAACUACAAUCCUCCUAAGGAGGAAUGCCAGCUCCUGAGCAGAGCCCAGUGACGGAGGAGGGGCUUCUGCUGACCGUCCGCGACAGUUCAACUGGCCGCAACAUGGAGGCUGACAACACCGCCAACAACAUCCUGGCCUCCGUUAAAGAACAGGAGCUUCAGUUUGAGCGGCUAACCAGGGAGCUGGAAGUGGAGAGGCAGAUUGUGGCCAAUCAGCUGGAAAGAUGCAGACUCGGAGCUGAGUCACCAGGCGCUGGUAGCAGCAGCUCAUCUGAGAAGUCCCUGCCUUGGAGAACUGCAGAUGUCUCUGCCUCGGGGGACACAAAGUCUCGGGUGACUGACAGCUCCCAGUCCCCGAGCUACCGCAUCAGGACGGAGUCAGAGCAGGUGUCUCUGUACUCCCCGGAGCAGUCCUCCCUUCAUGAAAGAUCUGCAGGGAAUUCAUGUAGCUCAGCUCAGAUGAACUCAUACUCGGACAGUGGCUACCAGGAUGCCAGCAGCAGCUACCUCAGCAGCCAGAACCUGGGCAAGGCUGAACUAAGGGUGCAGCAUUCCUUCCCUGGUGCUGGCACUGGCACCCUGAUGAGGAAUGCCAGGGCUGAGGGACAGGCUUCAGCCCAGGUUACAACAGCAAUGCCUGGGCGAGCUAUGCGAAGGGUAAGCUCAGUGCCUUCUCGCUCUCACUCGCCAGCCUAUGCGAGCAGUAUGUCUCCCUCCCGUGGCUCCCUGCGUACCUCAGCUGGCAGUGCCUACGGCUCCCCUAUUGUUACGGAACCCAAACCCCUGUCCUCCGUCUAUUCUACAACAUUGCCCUCUGCCCAGCGAACCAGUACUGCGGGCGUCGGUAGCAGUGGCUCACCCUACUCCACCCAGAAAAAUUCCCCUGCUGCACUGCGUCGCAUGGGCUCCACAAACUCUCGAUCUAGCCGUACCACCUCACCUUAUCAGGCCUCCGCAGGGUCAUCCUCAGGCCGCAUGGGCUCACCUCUGACAAUGGUCGACAACGUCAACCCUCCACUGACUAAACAGCCUGCUCAUACAUCGUCUCCAGUCAGGGCUAGUAUGACUGCUGUGCCCCAGCACUACAGCUCCACUCUGCCCCGCUCCAUGCUCCACAACGCUGACCCCUACGGACCCCAGAGUUACGACAUUUACGAGAGAAUGACGCGACCUGACAGCCUCACAGAUGCCCUCGUUGAUGGCGACAUACAAGGAAUACGGAGUUCAUACGCCAGUCAACACAGCCAGCUGGCCCAGGACUUAAGGUCAACCAUCUCCCCAGAGCGCCACAUUGCACCAAUCUAUGAGGAUCGGACAUACAAGGGCCCGUUGUACCGCAGUCCCAGCCACACCCACCAGGGCACCCUCUAUAGGAGCACCUCAGGUGUGGGGAGUCUGCAAAGGUCGUCCAGCCAGCGCAGUGCCAUGACCUACCAAAGAAACAAUUAUACUCUUAACACGUCAGCCACCUAUGCUGAUCCAUAUCGCUCAGCACAGUACCGGCCUUCCGAUCCCAAUUAUGUUCGCCAGGCUGUUGUCAUGGAUGAUGGUGCUGCCCGCUCUCCUUCCAUAGACAGCAUUCAGAAGGAUCCGAGAGAGUUUGCAUGGCGUGACCCAGAGCUGACAGAGGUGAUUCACAUGCUGCAGCACCACUUCCCAUCGGUGCAGGCCAAUGCAGCUGCCUACCUGCAGCACCUGUGCUUUGGUGAUAAUGGAGUCAAGAGUGAGGUCUGUCGACUGGGAGGAAUUAAACACCUGGUGGACCUGCUAGACCACAAAGUCCUUGAGGUCCAGAGGAACUCUUGUGGUGCUCUGAGGAACCUUGUAUAUGGCAAAACUAUGGAUGACAACAAGAUUGCUGUUAGGAACGCUGGGGGUAUCCCAGCACUGCUCCGUCUGCUUAGAAAGACUGUGGAUGCAGAAGUGCGGGAGCUUGUCACAGGGGUGCUGUGGAACCUGUCAUCAUGUGACGCUGUCAAGAUGACAAUCAUCCGAGACGCCUUAACAACUCUGACUAACACUGUGAUUAUCCCUCACUCUGGAUGGAGCAGCUCCACCUUCGAUGACGAGCACAAGCUGAAGUUUCACUCCUCUCUGGUGCUGAGGAACACCACAGGUUGCCUGAGGAACCUGAGUUCAGCUGGUGAGGAGGCCAGGAAACAGAUGCGCACUUGCGAGGGCCUGAUUGACUCACUGCUCUAUGUCAUCAAAGCCUGUGUAAACACCUCUGACUUCGACAGUAAGAUUGUGGAGAAUUGUAUUUGCACUCUGAGGAACCUGUCAUAUCGUCUGGAGCUGGAAAUGACAGCAUCCAGACUGAUAGAGGGGCAGGAAGUGGAUGGCUUACUGGUCAGAGAGUCGCCCAGUAAAGAGGUGGAUUCCAGCUGCUGGGGCAGAAAGAAAAAGAAGAAGAAAAACAGCCUUCAGGAAGACACAUGGGACGGUGUGGGGCCCAUUCCCGGCUUCUCUAAGUCUCCCAAGGGUGCAGAAAUGCUAUGGCACCCUUCGGUGGUUAAGCCUUACUUGACCCUGCUGGCUGAGAGUUCCAAUCCUGCGACUCUGGAGGGUGCCGCUGGGUCACUUCAGAACUUGUCAGCUGGCAACUGGAAGUUUGCAGCAUACAUCCGUGCAGCAGUGCGUAAGGAGAAAGGACUCCCCAUCCUAGUGGAGCUCCUCCGGAUGGAUAACGACAGGGUGGUGUGUUCAGUUGCCACUGCUCUGAGAAACAUGGCACUGGAUGUCAGGAACAAAGAGCUUAUAGGGAAGUACGCGAUGAGGGACCUGGUCAACCGUCUCCCUGGAGGAAACACCACCCUGCUGUCGGACGAGACCGUGGCAGCCAUCUGUUGCACCCUGCACGAGGUCACCAGCAAAAACAUGGAGAAUGCCAAGGCUCUGGCCGACACGGGCGGCAUCGAGAAGCUGGUCAACAUAACCAAGGGCAGAGGAGACAGGUACUCUAUGAAGGUGGUUAAAGCAGCUGCUCAGGUGCUGAACACACUGUGGCAGUACAGGGAUCUGCGUACAAUCUAUAAAAAGGAUGGAUGGAAUCAAAACCAUUUCCUCACACCAGUGUCAACACUUGAACGAGACAGAUUCAAGUCCCAGCCCACCCUCCCCACCAGCACCAUUCAGAUGUCUCCAGUCAACCACCCUGCUGCCAGUGCCACGUCGUCUCCUGCAAUGCUGGGCAUCAGAGAGCAUAGAGACACCAUCAGAGAUUAUCAGAGAGCACAGUCAACUAUGCAAUUUUCUAAUUACCAAGGAGACAACAGUAUUCAUAAAAAACAGUAUACAGGGUCUGGAAAGCCAUCUCCGUAUUACUACUCGUCACCCACAAGAGAGGAGCCCCGAAGAACACAGCCUGUGUAUUACACAGAUGAGCCGAGCAGGAGAAACUACGAUACAUACAGGAUGUACCUGCAGCAUCCCCACGGCUACGACGACACAUAUUUGGAGGAGGUCAUCACUUACCCUCCCACCUUCAGCUCCCAGCCUCAUGGACUGAAAUCCACCUCUAACUACGUGGACUAUUACGCUACCACACGGACGCCUUCGUUCAGAGCAGAGCAGUACCCCGGCUCUCCUGACUCCUGGGUAUAGGUCUGGAGAUGCUUCUGUUUGACCAUCACUUCGGGGUGUACGGAGGGAUGUCUUCACCCUGCAGCGGAGGCGAGGAGCACGCAGGAAAUGACAAACUUUUUUUUUCAUGAACUUGGCUUUAUAUGUGUGUUUGUUUCUAAAGUGGAUGUGUGUGUAUGGAGGGGAGUUCAAUUGAGUGAUAACAGAUGGAAAGAUGGAAUGUGAGCCAAAGAAGGAAAUCAAGGAAUGUUUUUUUUUUCUUCUCAUUUAGACGAGGAAGAUGGAAUCAUGCUGUGGGUCUGUUGAGACAUGAUAUGGGACACUACAGUGAGGCGACAUGCGUCCUUUUCUGUCUAGAUGUUAGUUUUAUUUUUUCUUUUUGAAACUCUUAACUGUGAUAGCAUGGUGAAAGGUGUGAGUCAUGUAAACGAGGGUCCGCGGUAAGAGUAAAAACAGGGGAAUAUGUAUGUGCCGAAGCCAAAAUGGAUCAUGAACUCAUAUCUGCUUUAAAAAAAAAAAAAUCAAAUGAAAAAUAGUUAACUAACAAUGUUAGCUUGUACAGAGGGAUCAAAUUAUAUCUGUACUUAAUGUUGAAACUGUGUAAUGCCAUGGAGUCUUGUACAUUUUUCGUUUUAUUGUAAAUACAGAAAAACAUGUUACCUGGUUUACACUCAAAGAGCACUGGUUAAAAAAAACUUGUGCCAUGUUAGGUCUCUAAAGAUAUAUAAAUAAACGAAGAAAUAUGUGGACAAAGAUGGCAUCAUAACACAACCAUGAUAACGUAAUAAAAGGUCAAGUUUUGUUUUUUAAA